This is a messenger RNA of Trachemys scripta elegans, 4245 nucleotides long. Its product is annotated as alpha-1,2-mannosyltransferase ALG9-like. Gene Ontology annotation, molecular function: rRNA (uridine-N3-)-methyltransferase activity; alpha-1,2-mannosyltransferase activity. Gene Ontology annotation, biological process: rRNA base methylation; protein N-linked glycosylation. Lineage: Eukaryota; Metazoa; Chordata; Testudines; Emydidae. The transcript has 18 exons. The coding region runs from base 129 to 2369 and encodes 746 amino acids. Gene Ontology annotation, cellular component: cytoplasm; endoplasmic reticulum membrane. The record is from RefSeq and is a predicted model, not a curated record.
AGCCUGUUCCCAUGGAAGCCGGGAAACGCGUCUGACGUCACUAGCCGCGCGCCGGAAGUGAGGCAAAUCACACCGCGAAGAAACUGUCCGGCCAGGGGAGCGACGGCCUGGGCACUGCUUUUGAUACCAUGAGACCCACCCGCCGACUCCUUCUAGUUGGGGAAGGAAACUUCUCCUUCUCUGCCUCCUUGUGCAAUGCCAGCGAUCGUGAGACUCAUAUCACUGCCACUUGCUAUGAGAGCGAAGAGAGAGUUUCCAGACAGGCACUUGCUAAAACUAACAUACAACAUCUGAGAGCAAAAGGGGUUGAAGUUUGUUUUUGUGUGGACUGUACCAAACUGAAGGACUAUUUUUUGCCAGCAAAGAGAAAUUUUGAUUGCAUUUAUUUCAAUUUCCCUCACUGUGGGAGGAAAGCUGGGGUGACAAAGAAUAGAGAGCUUCUUACAAAAUUUUUCUGUAGCUGCACAGAUGUGCUCGCAGAGAAGGGAGAGGUCCAUGUGGCUCUUUGCAAAGGGCAGGGAGGGACGCCUGCUGACCAGCCAAUGAGAGAGUGGCACAACAGCUGGCAAGUCGUGGCUAUGGCAGCGGGAGCAGGAUUUAUCUUGAGUGAUGUUCAUCCCUUCAAUUUAGAACAUGUUCAUGGAUAUAAGUGCACUGGCUACAGGCCAUCCGGGAACAAGGCGGGUCAGGUCUGGGCACCCGAAGGAUCCACAGCUUUCAAGUGUCUAAUCUCAGCUCGGUUCUGCGCUGCCCUCUUGAGUAACAUCUCCGACUGUGAUGAGACGUUUAACUACUGGGAACCGAUGCACUACCUCGUCUAUGGGAAAGGGUUCCAGACAUGGGAAUACUCUCCAGUCUAUGCCAUUCGCUCCUAUGCUUAUCUGUGGCUUCAUGCCUUGCCAGCCUUAUUCCAUGCUCGAGUUCUACGGACAAAUAAGGUUCUCGUCUUUUAUUUCCUGCGAUGUCUCUUGGCCUUCUUGAGUUGCAUUUGUGAGCUUUACUUUUAUAAGGCCGUGUGUAAGAAAUUUGGGCUGCAUGUGAGCCGGCUGAUGUUGGCCUUCUUAGUUCUCAGCACUGGGAUGUUUUGCUCAGCUGCAGCCUUCCUCCCCAGCAGUUUCUGUAUGUACACCACAGUGGUUGCCAUGACAGGCUGGUAUAUGGAUAAGACCUCUAUAGCCGUGCUGGGCGUGGCAGCUGGAGCCAUCGUGGGUUGGCCUUUCAGUGCAGCUCUUGGGCUACCUAUUGCCGUUGACUUGCUGAUAAUAAAGCGGAGGUGGAAGAGCUUCCUGAACUGGUGUCUGGUGGCCCUGAUCCUGUUUUUGGUUCCCCUGGUGAUUGUUGACAGCUAUUACUAUGGGAAGCUGGUAAUCACUCCUCUCAACAUUGUUUUAUACAAUGUCUUCACACCUCACGGACCCGAUCUUUACGGUACUGAGCCCUGGUCCUUCUAUUUUAUUAAUGGUUUCCUGAACUUCAACGUGGCGUUUGCCUUGGCCCUGCUUGCCCUGCCGCUGACCUCCCUCAUGGAAUGUCUGCUACAGAAAUUUCAUGUCCAGAAUCUGGGUCGCCCAUAUUGGCUUACGCUAGCUCCUAUGUACAUCUGGAUCCUGAUUUUCUUCAGUCAACCCCAUAAAGAGGAGAGGUUUCUGUUUCCCAUAUAUCCUCUCAUCUGUCUCUGUGGAGCUGUGGCGCUCUCUGCCCUUCAGAAAUGUUACCACUUCGCAUUCCAGCGUUACCGUUUGGAGCACUACACAGUCUCCUCCAACUGGCUGGCUCUGGGGACGGUUUUUCUCUUUGGACUCUUGUCACUCUCGCGCUCUGUGGCUUUAUUCAAAGGCUACCAUGGGCCUCUGGACCUGUAUCCAGAAUUUCAUAGGAUUGCCACUGAUCCGACUAUUCACACAGUGCCAGAGGGGAGGUCAGUUAAUGUCUGUGUGGGGAAGGAGUGGUACCGAUUUCCGAGCAGCUUUCUCCUGCCAGAUAAUUGGCAGCUCCAGUUCAUCUCGUCAGAGUUCAGGGGCCAGUUACCGAAACCGUUUGCCAAGGGACCAAUGGCCACACGGAGCAUUCCUGCAGACAUGAAUGACCAAAACAGGGAAGAGCCAUCCAGAUAUAUUGACAUUUCCAAAUGCCAUUACCUGGUGGAUUUAGAUAAAGCGGUUGAAACAUCAAGGGAGCCGAGAUACUCCGCCAACAAAGAAGAAUGGAUCAGCAUUGCCUACAAACCAUUCCUGGAUACUUCCCGGUCUUCAAAGCUGCUGCGUGCUUUCUAUGUCCCUUUCCUGUCCGAGAGGCAUACGUCGUAUGCAAACUACACCAUCCUUAAACCCCGGAAGUCAAAGCAAGCCAGGAAAAAAACAGGAGGUUAGCAACACACCUGCGGACCAAAAAGGAUCAACCAAUAUUGUCGGCCAGCUGCGUAAACCUUCCUAGGGAAAAAAAAUGCUUGUAAGAUUCACUAAUAAAGGUUUCCCACCCAGUGAUUUCACUCUGCAAGCCUCCAGCUGUAAAGAGUAUAUCAUCUGCUCUCAGUUCUGUUAGUCUCUGCUCUCCCUGUGCAGCUCAUUUUCAGAACGUCUUGGUAAGAAACAGUUUGAAAAUCCAGCAGCUGCCUACGAAUAUAUUAUCCCUGUUGCUCCCUGCAUUAUUAUGUAUUAGACUAGAGAAGAGCAAAACUAAAUAACAAGAAAUGACUGUGUUAGACUGUGCGCCAGGAUACUGCCUGGCACCAGGAAAAUUCACAGCCUCUCUCAGUAUUCCUCAUCUGCUAAAUAGCUGCUUGCCUGCUCCUAGGAAACAUUAUUUGCAGAUAACCGCAUUUGAAAAAAAAAAAAAAAAAAACCAAAAAACAGCAGCACAGCAGAGACAAUGACUCUCUGAAAUGCUGAGAAUCUCAGCAAACAAGACAGUCCAUACCAAGAGAAAAAUCCCUGGGAUCACCCUGUCCAGGAGAUACUUUCCAAGGCGAAAGUUGCACUUUCAAACAAACCGUGAUGUUCGUUAGUUAUCUGUUUUAAUGGGAUGUGAUUUCAUUUGCUUUGAGUUCUGUUUUCCUUGUUAUGAUCCUAGAUAUUGUGAAAACACAGGGGCUUCGUUUAAUCUUAUUUAUUUAUUUGUGUGUGUGUGUGUGUGUGUGUUUAAAGAAACAUUUAAUGUCCUUUGAAUUCUUGUCUCCAAUGCGUAAAAUGCCUGGAAACCGCCUAUGGGGUAAAAAGGGUUAAUAAUUAUUGUGAUUCAGUUGCCCAGAUCUACCAGGAUAUGUACAAGUUCCCUUUUGUCAAAGACCCUCCAGAAUGAUGAUGCAGUAUUGAACUAUACCCAAGUUUUAUCAUGAACCAGAUUAAAAAGGACGUUUACAUCAGUCUCGUAGAAACCUGUGCAGGGGCCUGAGAGGGGGAACGUGGGUGAACUUUCCCUCAGUGCAGAGGGACAGACAGCACAAGCUCUGGCCCAACCUAAGCCCUAUUCCGAGGGUUAAAAUGGAACUUAGUGGUGCAUAAGCGUGGCCCCCUGCACAUAGAUGGCCAUUUCGCAUUGGCUUGCUAAACCCAGGGUUGUGAGUUCAAUCCUUGAAGGGGCCAUUUAGGAAUCUGGGGCAAAAAUCUGUCUGGGGAUUUGAGCAGGGGAUUGGACUAGAUGACCUCCUGAGGUCCCUGCCAACCCUGAGAGUCUGUGAUUCUAUGAUUUCAUCCUGUGUGAAUAGCACACACCAGAGAGAGCAGAUGAGAUGUGGCUGUAUGAGAGUGGCGCAGCAAAUGGUUUGUGAAUAGGUUUGCCCAUGUGUGGGGAUGCAGUGACGAAGUUGGGGGGCUGCGGUGGUUGAACAGUGAGUGUAUGUGAUGGAAAGCAUACGCCAGUGGCUGCGUAGGGCAGGUGGAUCGUUCAGCACGUUUGCAGGUUAAUAGCUGAGCAAGCUGGUGUAGCAAGGUCAAAAGGGCAGACAGUGCAGCAGUGUGGCUCUAAUUUAACAUGACACUAUUGGGUCAGAGCCGGAGAAGCCAGGAAAGGAAAUAGUGCAACCCUGAGAGAACCAUGCAUGGCUUUAAUCUGGAAAAUUACAUUUGAAAUGUAGCAGAGGACACUGCACUUCCCUUUGUCUGCUGAGUCCCGUGCACUCACUAGGGAUGAGUAUUGAUGAAAUGCUUAGGUCACCACUCGGCUACAUUUCCUCCUGCACAGUUGCAGGGUUGGCUGGUUGCUUCCCCGGAUAUUUUAUUUAACUCUUUGUUUAAAAAAAAAAAAAAA